Mesorhabditis belari is the source of this 348-nucleotide messenger RNA. NCBI's taxonomy places the organism in Eukaryota, Metazoa, Nematoda, Chromadorea, Rhabditida, Rhabditidae. The record is from the annotation of a GenBank genome assembly.
AUGGCCUACCGCUCCGCCUAUUUGCCCUCAAUGCAAAAGAUGCCCGGUCUGACCAAUCAACAAGUCUACCAAAUUCAACACUACAACGAAAUGAAAGCCGUCGGAAGGGAUCUACGUGUUCUUUUCCGCGCCCGAGACGCCGCUCAUCAUGCCGCCCAACAAGCUGCCUAUCUGGUCGCUCAUCAACAACAACAGUACAAAGGCACUCAUUCGAGCUCCUACGAUGACUGUGUGACGGCUGUUGAGGGACGUGAAGUUGCCGGUCGUCAGGUUGGAAACGGAACUUUCGUCGAGAUUGUUGCAAAAGCUCCCGUCUACUCUCAAUACUUCGGCAGCUUCUACGGAUAC